Molecule: messenger RNA, 1648 nt
Organism: Linepithema humile (Argentine ant)
Lineage: Eukaryota; Metazoa; Arthropoda; Insecta; Hymenoptera; Formicidae
Product: phospholipid scramblase 2-like
Biological process (GO): plasma membrane phospholipid scrambling
Cellular component (GO): plasma membrane
Molecular function (GO): phospholipid scramblase activity
Source: RefSeq, a predicted model, not a curated record
GAAAACAAAAUAAAAUAAUUAAACACUUAAAAGAUGGAUUAAAUACAAAAAUCAGAAAAUACCGAAUAAUCGGUUGCAAAAUAUCAGAAAGAGUGCAGAUUGGCGUGUACAGGAAGGAAGAAAAAGGAAAAAUUGAUUUUCGCGUUUUGUUUUACGACUUUUCAUUGUCGACAUUGAUUCGCUCAGGUCAGCGCUUUUGUUACGAACGUGCUCUAUUAUCGAUAUUUACGCGCAAUAUCGCUUAUCCACGCGUCGAAGAUAAAUGGUUAGAUUUAUCAGGUGAUAACGCGGGAAGAUAAACUGAAAUUAAAGUACAAAUGAUUGUGAAGCAGUGUGCUCUCGAUGGUUAACGCGGGUUUACAAAUCGCGGAAAAAGAUCGGAUUUACUUUUCUCAUCGGGCAUAAGAAUUUCGGAAGUAGAGGAGACUUCGGAAUCUCUCUCUCUCUCUCUCUCUCUCUCUCUCUCUCUCUUUCUCUGUUACAUUUUUUUUUCUGUAAUCUCUGUUAUCUGCAACUGUCGACGACAUGUCAUUUACUCCAGGCCGUGAUACCGCGCGAUACACGGAAGCGGAAUCGACGAUGAUGAUGGAGCGGAACUACGCGCAGCAGCUCAACGGCUCGAACGAUGAGCAAUCGUCGGCAACUGCGACGUCGAGCGCAGGUACGCAGAUGGAAUUGCAGGAGAAUGCGCCAGUCACCACCGUCAUCAUGUUGCAGCCGGCAGGAGGCGACAGCCGAUUCUCACGGAGGCCCAUUCCCGUCAACACCGUGGACUGGGUGUCAACACCCAGGCCGCAGUUGAACGCAUCCUCCGGCACGCAGUUCCUGGCCGGCGUCGAACAAUUGGAAAUUCAGCAAAUUGUUGAUUUGAGCACUCUACUCGGCAGGACAGAGCGAGGGACUCAGUACCGGGUGAAGGUGCCACGCGCGGAAACACUGUUCCUCGCCACGGAAUCCAAGUGGGAGACGCAGUCGCGGAUGUUCGGCUGGUACAAGGGAUACGUGCUGAACGUCCUGGAUCCAUGCGGCGAGACCGCGUUCGUCAUCCGCAAGGACCCGAGCUUGAUGCACGUGUCGCGAGAGAAAAUUACGGUGGAAAGCACGGAUCUCAUCGGCAGCGUGGAACAGAAUUUCAGCCUGAUAGGACCGAGUUUCACUGUGUACAAUGCGUCCAAGGAGCCGCUCUGCAACAUAUACGGACCAAACAUUUGUGGCUGCUGCAUGUAUAAGGAAGCGCAGUUUCAGGUCAUAUCGUCAGACGGAUCGCAUCAAGUUGCGACGCUGAUGCAUCAAUGGGAUCACUUGACGGUCGAUUACAUUCUAUUACUCACAUUUCCAAUAGAAACAGAUGUGAAAUUGAAAAGCCUGCUCCUCGGAGCGUCAUUCUUGAUAGAAUAUUUGUACUUUGAACGAAUAAGAAGAGCAUCCAGAAGAUAGACAUUGAUUGGAAACAAUUUAUCAAAUCAUCGCCUUUUGCUGGAGCCAGCACAAUUCAUAUUUUAGAAAAAUGAAUACUUUUAAGAAAACAGAUGCCUUACAUAAACUUUAUAGAAGUAACGGAUCAUCAGUAAACGUGCGCGAAUCACAGAGUUAAUUGAGUAUUAUUGCUGAUUUAUAUUUACAUAAUAAAAUACUCAUCGUGAAAAUG